AUAUCCAAAAAAAAACACAAAAAACCCUUCCUACCAGCUGCUACCACCCCAACCCCUCUCUCCCCACAAUCCUUCACAGACAUAGGAUAUCAGGCUUUUCUGUUCCACCAGCAGCUGGUCUGGGAUAAAGCAUUCUUAGAGUUUCUCUAAUUUACAUUAGCUCCUUGUCAAGGCAGCAGAGAGACUCUCCUUUUUCAUCAUCAGAUAUGGAAAGCGCAGCACCUCUGUCCUAAGAGUGACUUUUUAAAAAACGCCCAAUUUGGUUGUAAGAGAGACGUAACAUCUGGAAUACAUCUGUCUCCUUGGGGCGUGGGAAUAAGAGAGAGUCUAAUUUCAUCGGUUCGUUGGGGGCCUAAGUUCGUUGGGGUCCAGACGGGAAUGUUGUUGCAUCCUGGUGAAGAGGAGGUAGAGGUUGCCUUACAGGAGUGUGGAUAGAGGCUUGUUAAAAAUUGUUAGAUUCUCUGACUUGUUACCAUCUUUUCAUGGGACUUCCAAGCCAGCUGGACUGGCUGUCCAAUUCCCGGGGGUCUUUCAACUCUCAGAAUGAGUGGAGAUGUCCUCUAGCUGCCCCUGACCCUGUGCCGUGCAACAGGGGCCCCGUUUAACAAAAGCGGGCAGUUUGUUGGUAACGGGCGAUGGGCAUGCAGAGAUUUGUGGCAGUGGCUGUAGCAGUGGCUUUAGUGUCACUGAUUCUCAACAACAUGGCUGCAUUCACCCCAAACUGGGUGUACCAGACGCUGGAUGAGGGACGCAAGCGCAGCGUGGGGCUGUGGAAGAUGUGCAUGGCUGGAAAAGUGGCUUCAGGAUCUAGCAAUCGACCAGGACAGGUGGAAGAACAGGAGUGCCAAUCAAUUGGCUGGGGUUCGGAGCCCUCAGGGUUACAAGAAUCCCGUCACACUGUCAAACUGCAGUUUGACAUGAUGAGGGCCUGUAACCUUAUUGCCACGGUAGCUCUUACAGCUGGCCAACUGAUUUUCCUGAUGGGCCUGGUGGGUCUACCGAUUAUCUCCAAGGAUUCCCAGUGGUGGGAAGAAGCCAUUACUGCAGUAUUCCAGUUGGCUAGUUUCGUUUUGGUCAUUGGGCUGGUGACGUUUUAUCGCAUUGGUCCUUACACCAACUUGUCCUGGUCUUGCUACUUGGACAUCAUUGCCUGUCUGCUGGCGACACUAGCAGCUGCUAUCCUCAUCUGGAACAUUCUUCACCGGCGGGAAGACUGUAUGGCACCCCGCGUCAUUGUCAUUAGCCGCACUCUUACAGCUCGGUUUCGUCGAGGGUUGGAUAAUGACUAUGUCGAGUCACCAUGCUGAUAUUGGCUUAGGACCACAAACAUUGUCAGUGGAUCAGUAUGGCCAAAAAUAUAGCUUUAUCCAUCAAGAGAAGCAAUCAAAGUCAAAUAUCAAGGGAACAUGGGGAAACAGCAAUAAGAUUUUACUAUUAAAUAUACCACUGUGUAUUAUAACAUUCUUAAUUGCGAGAGGAGAAGUUGGAAGCUGCUUUGAUGGAAUGUGCAAUGUUUUCAAACUCUUCAGUCCAAUAGGCCAAAGUUACCCAAAACAGCAAUCGCUUACAAUAUAUCUCAAUGGAGGGUUUAUGAAACAACCCAAACUGAGGAUAUUUGCAGCUUAAACAGAUUUUCACCUACAUCAAAUGCCGAGAUAAUACCAACGACAAAAUGAGUUAACCUUUGGAGCUAUCUACAUUGUUUCUGUCUGUUUGGAUACAAAAUCGUGGACAUCUUGAGGUCUUCUCUGAUUGCAUUUGGUACUUGACAUAGUCAGAGGGAAGGUAGUUAGGUUUUGUCCAUUUUUAUGUUGGGAUGGCAAACUCCACUGAGUACUCUUAGAAAUAAGGACCGAAGAAGAAAAAUACAAGACCACACCAUUGAGCGUGAAUGGCAGUUCUUCCUUCUCUUACUUAACUUAAGUGAAAAUUCAGUGUGUAAAAUGAUGUACGCAAUUCAUAUGUAAAAAUGUUACAUGGCCCUUCAACAUUCAAUCCCAAUUCAGACCAUAGGCCUGUUGAAUGCAGUCAGAACGGAGAUUAACAAUUUCUGUCAUGUUAACUUUUUUCUUUCGUGUGCAGUAUUUUUGUGUGUCCAUUCACUCCCUGCAGAUAUAAUUCUAAAGUCUAUUUAAGGUGUGUGAAUAACAAGAUUGCCUUUGAGUAGAUGCAGAUUUAAUCUACACAUUGUGCCGGUGAAAUCACCAGCAAAUGUGGAGACUAAAACAUAUAAUAACCAGACCACUGACCCAUCAUGGCGUCCUGGAAUGAAUGUGGCACAUACCAAUGUCAGGCCCCUAAAUGAUGGCUGAAGUGUUUAUAAAAUUCCUUGUGUGCAAGUUGUGGGUUGUUGCAGUGUCACUUGAAAGCAAUGGAGCCGCACAUGAGACCUCCAUCUUUCCACAACGUUAGGCACAUCGUUUGAAUUAUUUUACCAAGUUCUGUCAGUCAUGACAGGAGCACUUUAAAAAGCCGAACGUCAGCUAUUUGCACUUGUCAAGAAGACAAAUUCACUCAAAUAUUGACAAAAACCUGAGAUUUACAGUUAUGGUUAGAAGUGAUAGAAAGGAACUAUUCCCUCAGUAAACGGAGGUGAAUGUAGCUCCUAAAAAAGAGGGAAUAUUGCAAAGGCCAUAUGUGCAGAUAUUAACGAUUAUAGUACCAGAUGCAAUCUGUAUAAACAGCUGGAAACUCAGAGACCAGUGACUUGAAUGUUAAUGUUACCAAAAAUGCCCUAAAUCAGGAAUGUUCUAGUUGUUACAGAACUACAACUUCCAUGAUGCAAUUCUAACCUUAAAGUUAAUGCAGAAUUACAGCUCACAUGAUGCUGCACAGCAUCAUGGGACUUGAAGUUCUACACCAGCUGGAUCUGUCUUUUUGUCACUCCCUGCUAUAGGAAAUAUAAAAUAUUAAAACAUUACAUAGAAUUGUGUGCACUAAUAAUUCACAUAAACCUGUCUGUAGACAAAAGGACAUUGUUUACGCCAAUUUCCCUAUGUUUUUGUUCGGUUUAUCCAUGUUAACAACGUUUCACUGGAUAAAUAGAAAUAUAUUUAAAACAAAAGUAAAAGUGCACCCACUUUAUAACCAACAAUGUAUAUUAAUAUCAGAUAUCAUUAUAUUUCAAUUUUUAUAUAAUUAUUUAUCGUGUUUUUUGUAAAAUUAAAUGUAAUAAAGAAAAGCAAGUCUUAUGUGCAUGGAUUUUAAUUUAUGUGAAGAUGCUUAUGUGGUUUUCUACACCUGGGUACCACAAUGUCAUCUGUAGCGGUAUCCCAUAAUACAGUUCUGUCUCACAAGCUCAGGUACAGGGAGUGCAAAGUGUACUGAGGCUUUCAAUGCCGCCAAGCUUGGGAGGCCUGCAAACCCCUUUUGCAGCAGUGCCGCCAUGUUAAUCAGAAACUCAGCAUUCAUAUGUGCACCCGGCAUAAUUUU
Molecule: messenger RNA, 3432 nt
Organism: Pelobates fuscus (common spadefoot toad)
Lineage: Eukaryota; Metazoa; Chordata; Amphibia; Anura; Pelobatidae
Gene: TMEM204
Product: transmembrane protein 204
Exons: 3
Coding region: 636-1307 (223 amino acids)
Biological process (GO): regulation of vascular endothelial growth factor receptor signaling pathway; lymph vessel development; smooth muscle cell differentiation
Cellular component (GO): plasma membrane
Source: RefSeq, a predicted model, not a curated record